AAACCCCCAGUUGAACGUAAAAUUGUCAUUCUCGGUGAUGGUGCAUGUGGUAAGACAUCUCUUUUGAACGUCUUCACCAGGGGUUAUUUUCCUCAGGUCUAUGAGCCAACUGUCUUUGAAAACUACGUUCAUGACAUCUUUGUCGAUGGGAAAUCCAUCAAGCUUUCCCUCUGGGAUACCGCUGGACAAGAAGAAUUCGAUAGACUAAGAUCCUUGAGUUAUUCCGACACGCAUACGAUAAUGCUAUGUUUCUCCAUAGAUUCUCGAGACUCUUUGGAGAAUGUUCAGAAUAAAUGGGUCGGGGAGAUUGCAGACCAUUGUGAAGGUGUUAAGCUGGUAUUGGUGGCGCUCAAGUGUGAUUUGAGAAAUGAUGAUGGAGACGACGACGACCACGAGAAUUCUAAUCCAUCUUCAAAGAAUCUAAUCACGUAUGACGAAGGUUUGGCCAUGGCCAAAAAAAUUGGUGCGCUGAGAUAUUUGGAGUGUUCUGCAAAGAAGAACAGAGGUGUUAAUGAGGCAUUCACAGAAGCAGCCAGAUGUGCACUAACUGCAAAGCCAAAGGGAGCAAAUGAAGGUGAAGAAUCCUCAUCUUCUACAGGGUGUAUAAUUAUGUAA
Molecule: messenger RNA, 615 nt
Organism: Williopsis jadinii
Lineage: Eukaryota; Fungi; Ascomycota; Saccharomycetes; Phaffomycetales; Wickerhamomycetaceae
Gene: RHO3
Product: Rho family GTPase RHO3
Exons: 1
Biological process (GO): small GTPase-mediated signal transduction
Molecular function (GO): GTPase activity; GTP binding
Source: RefSeq, a predicted model, not a curated record